AUGCUGGCUGUUGAUGCAGCUAUUGUGGCGCAGGUUGCCAAGACAGCCUUAGCACUGGAAGAGCUUUAUAGGUGGACUGCAGAAGCAGCAUUUGUACUCACCUUAGCAGCUGGAGGUCUGUCGGGUUGUUAUGCUUGCUUAGUGCAACAAAGAAUGCGCAUUCAUUUCGCCCCUGACGACGUUAAGGACUUCUUCACUGCAGCUUAG
Molecule: messenger RNA, 207 nt
Organism: Penicillium mononematosum
Lineage: Eukaryota; Fungi; Ascomycota; Eurotiomycetes; Eurotiales; Aspergillaceae
Exons: 2
Coding region: 1-207 (68 amino acids)
Source: RefSeq, a predicted model, not a curated record